Scheffersomyces stipitis CBS 6054 is the source of this 1683-nucleotide messenger RNA. RefSeq names its product Trm2p (gene TRM2). The coding region runs from base 1 to 1683 and encodes 560 amino acids. The record is from RefSeq and is a predicted model, not a curated record. Gene Ontology annotation, molecular function: tRNA (uracil(54)-C5)-methyltransferase activity, S-adenosyl methionine-dependent. NCBI's taxonomy places the organism in Eukaryota, Fungi, Ascomycota, Pichiomycetes, Serinales, Debaryomycetaceae. Gene Ontology annotation, biological process: tRNA processing. The transcript has a single exon.
AUGUCUGCUACGGAAGAAAAGAAGAGGCCAAUUACACCUCCCAUCGAAGAGGGAGAAAACAAGAAACAGCAUACUGGUGGAAAGGAACAACAAAAAAAGCAGCCCAAAGUACACAGAAGAAAGUACAAGGCUAAGGAUAUCGACCAGACUUCACCUAUGGGAGUUCUUCAGUUUGAAAUUGAUGCGAUUUUGAAUGAACACAAUUUGGUCAAAGACGAUGUUUCCAACAACAUGUCGUUGAUCCUCAACGAUGAAUCUGCUCAGCAGAAAUAUCAUCGUGUAGUCUCUGAUGUCAAGAUCGAGCUUCUUACCUCGAAUGGUGAAGGUCUUGCAUUGAUUCCUCAUCCCGAUGAGAGUAAGAAGAAUCAAGUUUGCAUAGUGCCAUUUGGACUACCAGGUGACAUCGUGACGGUUAAGGUCUUUAAAUCGCAUCCGUUAUACGUAGAGUCAGAUUUAGUUUCUGUCGAAACAGAAGCUUCGGUUCGUGACAAUUCCUUGAUCAACUGUAGCUACUUUGGCAAGUGUUCCGGAUGUCAGUACCAAAACGUCGAGUACGAACAGCAGUUGAAGUUUAAGAGAGAGACCAUUGUCAAUGCUUAUAAGUUCUUUGCGCCUGUGUUGAACAACAAUAAUAGAUUGCCAGAGAUCAGGGAUACGGAGCCUUCUCCGUUAAAAUACAGGUACAGAACCAAGUUGACCCCACAUUUCAACGUCCCGUACAAGAAGAACUUUGUUCUCGAAACCAGGCCAAACUUGGGUUUUGGAUCCAAGGGUAGACCAACAUGGAGGAAAGACGUAGAAAUACCCGAUGGCUCUAUUUUGGAUAUCGAAGAAUGCACGAUUGGUACUCCCAUCAUUAACAUCGGAAUGAAAAACGAAAGAGCUAGAUUCGAACAAGAAUUCAAGAAGUACAAGAAGGGUGCUACCAUUUUGUUGAGAGAGGACACCAAUGUUGUAAACAAUGGAGAAGACUUCGAGUUAAAGGAAGCUUCCACCGACGUGGAAGGUAAGAUUUCAUCUGUUGAAGUAAACAUAGAAGGAGAAAACAAGAAGUUAGUUAAGACCUGUGUCACCAAGAGCAGACAAAUAGUUACUGAAUACGUGAAUGGAUACACAUUUGAAUUCUCUGCUGGGGAAUUCUUCCAAAACAACAACUCCAUCUUGCCAGCUGUUACCAACUAUGUCAAGUCCAAUUUGGCUAUCCCAAAUUCCAAGGAAGGAGAACCAAACUACUUGGUGGAUGCAUACUGUGGAUCCGGUUUAUUCUCCAUAACGUGUUCUGAUAACGUUUCGAAGGUAAUCGGAGUUGAAGUGUCUGCAGACUCGGUCAAAUUUGCCGAACGUAAUGCUAAGAACAACAACAUCGAGAAUGCCUUAUUCUUAGUAGGUAAGGCAGAACAAAUCUUUGGAAGUAUCGACACUCCCAGCAACAGAACAUCUGUUAUCUUAGAUCCACCAAGAAAAGGUUGUGAUGAGGUAUUUUUGAACCAAUUGUCAGACUACCAUCCUGCAAAGAUCGUCUACAUCAGUUGUAAUGUGCAUUCUCAAGCUCGUGAUGUAGAAUGGUUCAUAAACAACACCGAGAACGGAAAAGACUACUACGUGGAAAGCAUCAAAGGAUUUGACUUUUUCCCACAGACGCACCACGUAGAAAGUGUCGCUGUUUUAGCAUUGAAAAACUAG